Closterium sp. NIES-67 is the source of this 2024-nucleotide messenger RNA. NCBI's taxonomy places the organism in Eukaryota, Viridiplantae, Streptophyta, Zygnematophyceae, Desmidiales, Closteriaceae. The record is from the annotation of a GenBank genome assembly.
CCUUCUGAUCAGCCUUGGAAUCGUCAAGCAUUCCUACUUCGAUCAGUCAAGCCAGGGAUCACCAUGCGUCUGCAGCUGCUGCAGUUAUGCCGCAUCCAUCCAAGCUGAUCACCCGCCAUGCACCUACCACUGGUCUCACCCACUGCUCGUGUAGAAUGAAGCCAGUGGCGUUUGCUUAGAGCAGUGAGUCGAAGACCGCUCUCAUCCAUCAAGCCGCCAUGCACCUCCCCAAGAUCGCGGGCGGCUUCUCUCUUCCGCACUCGCCCCCCCGCCAUUCGCGCCGCGCGUCGCUCCGCCAUCGGCGGCAGCGAUGCACGGUGCUGCUGGUGGCGGCGAGCGUGCUCGUCGUCAUGCUGCUCUUCGUCUCGCUCCACCUGCCGUCCGGGGACUCCCUCCUGCCACGUGGCAAGCAGGCUGCUUCCACUUCCGCGGACCCUCGCUCUGCGCUACAAGCAAGCAGCGUCACAAUCAACGGCUCGCAGCCAUCCAUCCGCGUAUCCCUCGCCACUCUCCGCGCCGAUCCGACGUGGCAGCAGCUGCUGGAUCCCGACUCCGCCGUGCGCCAGCUCAGCGACCAGAUCAGCCUGGGGAAAGCCUACCUGGCGCGCGCGCGGGAUGCGGGGGAGAAGGAGUUUGGCGAUGAGAUGGAGAGGGGCGUGCGCGCUGCAGAGGCGUUCCUCGCCCGCUCCAUCGCUAUCCCCAGCCAAGCAGUGUACAAGCUCGAGGCUCGAGCGCACAUAGCAAACAUGAGCGCUCUCAUCCUUCAAGCCAAGGAGAUGCACUAUGACAUAGUGGCGGCCAUGGCGGCACUCAAGGAAAAGGUGGCCAAGGCAGAAGAGAAGGCUUCUAAGGCGUCGGCUCAGGCCACUCUGGCUUCUCAGGUGGUAUCAGAGUCGAUGCCCAAGCCCAUGACGUGUCUCUACAUGCGCCUGGCGAGGGAGUGGGCUCUGCUGCACCCGUCGCUAGACACAGUCAGGCAUCCCUUCCAAAUACACCAUAAUCUGCCUCCAGGCACGCCCAACAACUCUCGCUUAGUCGACACCUCGCUGCUGCACCUCUGUGUGUUCAGCGACAACGUUCUGGCCGUGUCUGCUGCUGUCAACUCCACCGUGCUCUCUUCCAGUGACCCCUCACGGCUGGUCUUCCACGUCAUCACCGACGCCACCUCCUUCCCCGCCUUCGUGGUGUGGUUCUCCCGCCACCCUCCAGGUUUGGCCUCGCUGGAGGUGCGGCGGGUGGAGGGCGAGAGCGGGUGGCUCAAUGCGUCCUAUGCGCCCGUGCUGCGGCAGAUGCAGGAGGCCGGCGCCAAGAGCUUCUACUUCUCUGCUGCUGCUGCCGUGGAGGGCCGGGAACCCAUCAAGUUCCACAACCCCAAGUACAUGGCGCUGCUCAACCACCUGCGGUUCUACCUCCCCCAGCUCUUCCCUUCCCUGCACCGCAUGCUCUUCCUCGACGACGAUGUCAUUGUGCAGAAGGACCUCUCCGCCCUCUUCUCUCUGGAAAUGAACGGGGCCGUGAACGGUGCAGUGGAGACGUGCAAGGGGUCGUUCCACCGCUUCCACCGCUACCUCAACUUCACCGACACGCGGCUGAGAGGGCGCUUCGACCCCGAGGGGUGUGCGUGGGCGUAUGGCAUGAACCUGUUUGACCUGGAUGGCUGGAGAGGGGCCAAUGUGACGGGCACAUACCACUACUGGCAAGAGCAGAAUGUUGAUCAUUCAUUAUGGAAGCUGGGGACAUUACCGCCGGGCUUACUGGCAUUCAAUGGGCUUACACAUGCCAUCGAUCCGUCAUGGCACGUCCUGGGGCUCGGUUACAACCCACAUCUGGACAUGAAUGCCAUCUCUAAGGCCGCGGCCAUACACUGGAAUGGUAACCAGAAGCCAUGGCUGAAGAUUGCUUUACCGAAUUAUCGUAGCCUUUGGACGAAGUAUGUAAGCUUUGACGAUCCGUGGCUUUCAGAAUGUGGUGUAACAUGAUAUAACACCUCUAACCAGUUUGAACCGUGUAUGCCUCUCUCCAUA